Messenger RNA from Syngnathus typhle (broad-nosed pipefish), 1115 nucleotides. RefSeq names its product gap junction Cx32.7 protein-like. NCBI's taxonomy places the organism in Eukaryota, Metazoa, Chordata, Actinopteri, Syngnathiformes, Syngnathidae. The transcript is spliced from 5 exons. The record is from RefSeq and is a predicted model, not a curated record. Gene Ontology annotation, biological process: cell communication. The coding region runs from base 160 to 1023 and encodes 287 amino acids. Gene Ontology annotation, cellular component: connexin complex.
GCGUAGGACGGGACCUUCCUGAUAAUUCAGCAGCCGAGCAAAGCGACAAGACGACACCGCGCUCACUUUCUCCCACCGAGCUGCCGGCGUUCCUCAUCUUUUUCAUCGUUGGAACGUGGACCUGCGCAGACACUUCAUUAGGAAACGUGACAAGCGAAGAUGGGCGAAUGGGAUCUUCUGGGUCGCCUGUUGGACAAAGUGCAGACUCACUCCACCGUCAUCGGAAAAGUCUGGCUCACGGUUCUCUUCGUUUUCCGCAUCCUGGUCCUGAGCACGGGCGCCGACAGGGUGUGGGGCGAUGAGCAGUCGGACUUUGUGUGCAACACCGAACAGCCGGGCUGCGAGAACGUGUGCUACGACAGCGCCUUCCCCAUUUCGCACGUGCGCUUUUGGGCCCUUCAGAUCAUCGCCGUGGCAACACCCAAGCUGCUCUACCUGGGAUACGUCCUGCACGUCAUUCACGCUGAGAAGAAGUUGAAGGAGCGCAUGCGGAAGUACGCGGAGCGCGACGACCAGGCCUUGUUGUUCCUUCAGCGGAGUUUCAAGAUCCCAAAAUACCUCAAGAGUACGGGAAAGGUGAGCAUCCGCGGACGCCUGCUCCGCGCCUAUGUCGUCCACCUAGUGGCCAAGAUGGCCGUGGAGAUCGUAUUCGUGGUGGGCCAAUAUUACCUGUACGGCUUGACGCUGGACUCUCGCUACGUGUGCAUGAGUUCGCCGUGCCCCCACCGGGUGGACUGCUUCCUGUCCCGGCCCACCGAGAAGACCGUCAUCAUCUGGUUCAUGCUGGGGGCCGCGCUGCUUUCGCUCGCCCUGUGCUUGGUUGAGCUGCUCUACUUGUGCGUUAAGGCGGCCAAGGAAUGCGCGACCCGGCGGCGGGACUAUACAGUCACGCCCGUCACCCCGGUGCCAACUGCCUCUCAAGAGAAGGCGUACAUGCUGAGGGACGACGGCAUCACACAGAACGGAAUCAACAUUGACCUGGAGAUGACGGCAAAAGGCAACAUGGAGGAAGUGCAUAUUUGAGCUCUGUGUGUGUGUGUGUGUGUGUGUUCACUGGAAAAUAUUAAAUCAUAAUCAUAAAAAUCAUCUGGGAAAAGUGUUACGGGUGUUUACAU